UGGGAAUGGAUGGGAAGUUAUUAGGGCAGAAGACGCCAGAGCUAGAGGAGACAUCCGUGGAAGAGCAGAUCAGAGAUUGGACUGCUCUUCCAACUGAGAUUUUGAGCUUGUUCUUAUCACGUCUCUUUCUUGGUGACUACGAAAGGUUUCGUAUCGUCUGCAAGAAAUGGAAGUUAGUUCCUUCCUUACCAGUGCCAUGUCCAACUCAAUGCCCAAUUCCCCAAUCUCAGUGGCUCAUGCUUUACCGCGGAUUGAAAAAAAUGGAACUGAAUUUUUUCCACCCGUUGUACAAAGACACUUACCGGAUGGACAUUCCUGAGUUAUCUGGUGCAUUGCUUCGCUGCUCCAAGGAUGGUUGGUUGCUUAUGUCUAGAGGCAAACACUCUGUCUUCUUCUUUAACCCCUUCACCAAAGGCAAAAUUGACCUCCCGAAUCUACCUCACCACUACAAUUUCAAUGCUAUAUCCUUCUCUUGUGCUCCAACCUCCUCGGAAUGCCUGGUCUUUGGUAUAUAUGCCUUUUUUGACCACGUUAGAUUUUCAGCCAUUUCUCGGGGUGAGGAAAAGUGGACUGGGGAUCAGAUUAAAGGCGAACAUGAUUUUCACCAUUCUCACACCAAUCCAGUUUUCUACAAUGAACUUGUUUACUGUUUGGGUGAAGAUGGUACCUUGGGGGUGUUUAAUCCAAAGGAUUUUUGCUGGAAAACUAUUCAAAACCCUGAGAAAAUCCGCCAUUUUCUAUACGAAAGUUAUUUGAUGGAGUGUGAUGGGAAGCUAUUGGCAGUGUUUGUGGGGAAAAAAGGAAGAGGGGUUUCUGUUUACACUCUAGAUGAUUCAAAGAUGGCUUGGGAAAGAGUACGUGAUUUGGGCAGUAAAAUGUUGUUUGUGAGUCAUGCGGUAUCUUUUUCAGCCACCAAAGUAGUAGAGGGAAUGCAGAACAAGAUAUAUUUUCCGAGAUUUCUUGGGAAGGAUGGCGUAUUCUUCUCUCUAGCAACCCACCGGUAUGAAUCUUUUGGGAGUACUCGCCUCUCUAGAAAGGACUUUGACGGAAUGGAGGAAUCGCUACACUGCUGUUGGAUUGAGCCAAGAACUGAAAUAUAUUGCGAAGGAGAGCUUAACUGGCUAUCGGCAGUGGGAUGAUCAAGAGAGAGUACCUUUUAUUUUUCACAUGGGCAAAAAUUCGGUUGGUUUUAUGGAAUACAAAAAUUUGUAGGCCAAUCAAGUUUGACGUGUUAAUUCUUGG
Messenger RNA from Rhododendron vialii, 1242 nucleotides. Its product is annotated as F-box/kelch-repeat protein At1g57790-like. Gene Ontology annotation, molecular function: protein binding. NCBI's taxonomy places the organism in Eukaryota, Viridiplantae, Streptophyta, Magnoliopsida, Ericales, Ericaceae. The record is from RefSeq and is a predicted model, not a curated record. The transcript has a single exon. The coding region runs from base 6 to 1139 and encodes 377 amino acids.